Molecule: messenger RNA, 1269 nt
Organism: Fonsecaea pedrosoi CBS 271.37
Lineage: Eukaryota; Fungi; Ascomycota; Eurotiomycetes; Chaetothyriales; Herpotrichiellaceae
Exons: 2
Coding region: 1-1269 (422 amino acids)
Biological process (GO): regulation of transcription by RNA polymerase II
Molecular function (GO): zinc ion binding; DNA-binding transcription activator activity, RNA polymerase II-specific
Source: RefSeq, a predicted model, not a curated record
AUGCCGCCCAAAAACCAGCGACGUUCGCAUACAAAGUCGAAGAAUGGGUGCAGUCAGUGCAAGGUCCGGCGGAUCAAGUGCAAUGAGGUGCACCCGGUGUGUAACAACUGCGAACGUCGCCAAAUCUACUGCGACUUUUCGGCCACGCCCGAUAACAGCAAAUCCCCCAGCACCGCGACACCCGACAUCCGAAGGCAAGGGAGUCAAGCGGGAUCGAUCAGUUGUUCGCAGCGAACGCCUACACAGCCAAUAGUCGAUCCGUUUCAACAGCCUGAUCUGGUCAGCACCAAAAAGAGCACUGAUCUUGACGUGACUGACCUUCGGUUGAUGCAUCAUUUCACCAGUGUGGUCGCGCUCGACCUGGCCAAUGCCAACACUCCCGAAGCGCGGGCAUUGUGGCAGGUUCAUGCAGUUAAGCUGGGCCUGAAGCACGAAUUUCUUCUCCGAGGCAUUCUAGCUGUUUCAGCUUUCCACCUUGCCCAUAUUUCUCCUGAUCGGAAGGCCGAGUAUGAGUUGAUCGGGACCACGCAUCAAAGCCUUGGUUUGACCGAGUUCCAAGAAACAUUGGCCCGAGUCGACGAAACUAACUGCCAGGCACUCUUUGCCUUCUCUUGCCUGCUGAUCGUGCUCGCGUUUGCUUCCAGUGCAAAAGACAAGCCCGAAGACUUUACGCAUGAUGUGCUACAUUGGUUCUAUCUAUUGAGGGGUGCAAACAUUGUGCUGAACAUGCACCAUGACACAAUCCGGUCCAGCUUUCUGAAGCCGCUGCUAGAUGAAAUGGCACACAUGGACAAUAUUGCCGCCUACAGAUUUCCGGAUACCGACCAGAUUACUAAAUUAUUCCGGGUUUGCAGUUCCUCUGACCACGACAAGGAGACAGCGCAAGCUAUCGACCUGGCGAUUCACUCGCUUCUCAGCACUUUUAUCCAAGCUUCGUUACUAAAAACCCGGGGCGAUGGCACUGUUCUAGCAACGUUCGUGUGGCCGAUCAACCUACCCCCCAAGUUUCUUGAUCUUCUGGCAGAGAAGCAGCCGGAGGCCAUGGUCAUUCUUGCACACUAUUGUGUUCUCAUAUACUGGGGAGAGACCCACCAUGAGGACAACUGGUUCAUCAAGGGAUGGGCCAAGUACAUGCUCGAGACGGUAAAGGAAUCAAUCCCGGAUACGUGGCAGGAACAGCUUGACUGGCCAACUAUGAUGAUCACAAAAGAACACGGUUCGCCCAGUAUCGACGCAGCGCCAUUGGCAGGGACUCGAACGAUGGGCUAA